Messenger RNA from Lachancea mirantina, 1266 nucleotides. The record is from the annotation of a GenBank genome assembly. Lineage: Eukaryota; Fungi; Ascomycota; Saccharomycetes; Saccharomycetales; Saccharomycetaceae.
AUGACUAGAAUUGAGCUUAUUAUCGACGAUGCAAGACUUAUAAAAGCGGUGAAAACUGAAUUGAGCGUUCACGAUGCAUUCAUCAAACCAAUCGCAACCGAAAACGGCGCUAAAAUCAUCAAGACAGCGCUGAACAUUGAUAACCCAAUUGUAAAUGACAUUUUGAAACGAUUCCCCACAAUAGUUGCACGUGAAUACACCGAAGAAGCUGUUACGGCUGUUAAGACGUCUGCUACGCUUGCUGGGUUUGUUGAAGGGUACUUACGGGAUGCUGGCGUCCCGCAAUCGGAGCGCGAUGAGCUUUUGAAAGGUCUGCCAGUUCGAUACACUGUCUAUACACCGCUGGUGCUUUUCAAUCACUCUGACCAAAAAAGUUUUCGGUUGCCUUGCUGGCAAACAUUCUUCGCACGAACCAGCCAAACAGGAUUCUUUGAGCCGAUGCUAAGGGCCCGGUUUGCAGGGUGUACGCAUAUCGCUGUAAAUGAACCUAUUGUUGAAUCAGACGUGAUGCGACGGCCCUUCAACAUCGUGGCCCUGUACGGAUCCCUGUACGAAACGCCAUCUGGUGCGUCUCCCGUCACGCAACAGACCUGGGACCAACCGGGUCCGGCAGAAUUUUCUCGUACGCUAUGGUGCCAUAUAGUGCAGAACGGUAUCCACCAGUGCUGGGCACCCAUGUUCACCAUGUUCAGCCGCGGAAACGUUAAGGAGAAGCGACGCAUCCUCGAGAGCUUUGAGGGCAUCGAGGAUACGGACGUUGUUGACCUGUAUGCCGGUAUCGGCUACUUCACGCUCAGCUACCUCCGGCGCCGCGCGCGCCGCAUUUUCUGCUUCGAGCUCAAUCCAUGGAGUAUCGAAGGUCUGCGACGCGGCGUCGCACUCAAUAGCACUGCGACUACGACGCAAUGCCACAUCUACGCCGAGUCUAACGUUAAUUGCCCGCAACGUUUGGCACAAUUCAAAGACCUUGAGAUAGGCCAUAUCAACCUCGGUCUGCUGCCGACAAGCAAACAAAGUUGGCCCAUAGCCAUCGAAAUCAUACUAAACCACAGCGUGGCACCUGAGACCAUUCUACACAUCCACGAAAACGUACACAUCGCCGACCUAUACUCAAACACGUUCGAGCGUCAGAUGCUAGCAGAAUUAAAGAUCUUGACUUCCGAGUUAUCCUACACGCUACAACACACGGAGAAAAUCAAGACUUUCGCGCCUGACGUCUGGCACGUUUGUUUCGACGUUUUGGUAACGAAAAAUGUGGCUGAAUAG